UAGCAUGUUCCAAGUUCUGGGAGACCAGCGCGCCGAGUUCUUUGGGGCCAAUCAGUCAGCGAGGCACUCAGCGGAGCGUGAAUGCCAAUUGCCGAUAUCCACACAUUCAAUUAAUAAAAUCAACAGCAGGUCCGAUAGCUCCAGCUCCUUAUCGCAAUCCCCUGGACGACAGGACAUGUCAUUAGCCAGGCUGCACUUCAGUUCCAGCUCGAUUAUGGCCGGGAAAGGAGUGGAGAGCUGGUCGCGAUUGCUGCUCCUCUGGCUCUAUCGCGUUGCUCGUGGCUUGCUGGUGCUCUCCUCGAGCUUGGAUCGGGACAAGCUGCAGCUAAAGGCGCCCAAGCAGGGUAGCAGAAAUCGUUUCCUCAAUGUCCUGUGGCGCUGCAUUGUGGUUCUGACCUACGUGGGAGUGUGGCCAAUGUUUACCUCCAGUGUAAUUGGCAAACGCUUGGAGAGCUAUGCGGAUGUGUUUGCCUUGGCCCAGUCCAUAUCGCUGUUCAUUUUGGCAGUCAUAUCCUUUGUAAUCCAGGCGACGAGUGAGCAUCGCUUCCGAGAGGUGCUAAACAGAUACCUAUUGCUCUACCAAAGGAUAUGCCUGACCACGCGACUGCGGCACCUGUUCCCAACGAAAUUUGUGGUUUUCUUUUUGCUAAAGUUGUUCUUCACCCUGUGCGGCUGUUUCCACGAAUUAAUACCCCUGUUUGAAGCCACAUACUUCGAUGAUAUCGGUGAAAGGGUGGCCUUUGCUUUCAGCACCUACAUGUGGCUUGGAACGCUCUGUGUGCUCGAUGCCUGCUUCCUGGGAUUUUUAAUGUCCGGAAUCCUGUACGAACACAUGGCCGACAAUAUCACCGCCAUGCUGAAGCGGAUGGAACCCAUAGAGUCGCAGGAGGAAGGAUAUCGCAUGUCCAGGUAUCGCAGGAUGCAGCUUCUGUGCGAUUUUGCAGAUGAGCUGGACGAGUGCGCCGCCAUCUACAGUGAACUGUACCAGGUCACCAACUCUUUUCGCUGUAUUCUGCAAUGGCAGAUCCUUUUCUAUGUCUACCUAAACUUUAUAAACAUUUGCCUAAUGCUGUAUCAAUACAUUCUGCACCUACUGAACGACGACGAAGUGGCCUUUUUGUCCAUUGUCAUGGCCUUUGUCAAGUUGGCCAAUCUGGUACUGCUCAUUAUGUGUGCAGAUUAUACUGUAAGGCAGUCGGAAAUGCCAAAGCACUUGCCUUUGGAUAUCGUUUGCAGCGAUUUGGAUGAGCGAUGGGAUAAGAGCGUCGAAACCUUUCUCUGUCAGCUGCAAACACAACGACUGGAGAUCAAAGUGCUGGGAUUUUUCCAUCUCAAUAAUGAGUUUAUCCUGCUCAUUCUGUCUGCCAUAAUAUCGUACCUCUUUAUCCUUAUUCAGUUUGGCAUUACAGGUGGCUUUGAGGCAUCUGAAGACAUCAAAAAUCGUUUCGACUAAAAUACUUACACUUCUGUUUAACUUUGAGCGCGUAUCUGUAAUCUCUGUGCUAUGUCUGGUUGGAAAAUAUAGAUAUGUAAAGUA
This is a messenger RNA of Drosophila erecta, 1537 nucleotides long. RefSeq names its product gustatory receptor for bitter taste 93a (gene Gr93a). NCBI's taxonomy places the organism in Eukaryota, Metazoa, Arthropoda, Insecta, Diptera, Drosophilidae. Gene Ontology annotation, cellular component: dendrite; neuronal cell body; membrane. Gene Ontology annotation, biological process: sensory perception of taste. Bases 5 to 1453 code for a protein of 482 amino acids. The record is from RefSeq and is a predicted model, not a curated record. The transcript has 2 exons.